CGGGGGGUUGCCAAAAAACACAUCUAGAUUACUUUCACUUUCCGACAGUAAGAUUGGAAGAAGAUAUGCAAAUUCCCACGGAAUUUCAUAUCUUCUUUCAAAUCUUCCCUAUAGUCUAGACGAGCUGUUAGUGUUUACAAAGAGCAAGUAUAGAGGGGUUAAUUCUAGUUAAAAACAUUUGCCAAUGGUUAUCACAGAGUGGUGUCCAAGAUACAAUAGGUUUCUUUGAAACAUAGAGUAGGAAAUGUUUAUUGCAGAGGCGUGAUAUUUGACUUUUAAAUGGUGUGCAUAGUUUAUAUAGAUCUUAACAGUACUGAUAAUCUAAAAAUGGAAGACACAAUCCUGCAUUAAAUAGCUUUGUAAAGGUAUAGUAACAAUGCAAUUGCUCGGAGCUGGGUGUGAAUGUUGGUGUGUAUCAGCUUUGUACAAUAAGUGAAUUUUUAUGUUUCGAAGGAGAGCUAAGGAACUUGGCAAAUAUUGAUUGGGAUGCUUCUUAAACACAGGAGGAAUAAAGGAGCAGGAUGAGCAAUAGGCACGUCAUACUGAAGAAUCAGAGGACAGUGCAGUGUGGGGAGGAAAAUUGUCAGCAUGUGAUCUCAGAAGAAUUCAUGUACUCCCCAGUGCAGACAGAGGAAUCUUAUCCCUCUUCAUCACCAAUAUGGUUUGUGGAAUCAGAUGAUCCAAACCUGACUUCAGUGUUGGAGCGAUUAGAAGAUAUUAAGAAGAGCAAUACUCUGCUUCUUCAACAACUGAAGCGAUUGAUAUGUGACCUCUGCAGAUUAUACAACCUUCCUCAGCAUCCAGAUGUUGAAAUGUUAGAUCAGCCAUUACCAACAGGACAGAAUGGAACAACUGAAGAAGUAACAUCAGAGGAGGAGGAGGAGGAAGAUAUGGGUGAAGACAUUGAAGACCUAGAUCACUAUGACAUGAAGGAGGAAGAACCUAUUGAUGGAAAGAAAUCUGAGGAUGAAGGCAUUGAAAAAGAGAACCUUGCAAUUUUAGAAAAAAUCAGAAAGAAUCAAAGACAAGACCACCUAAAUGGUGCAGUGUCUGGAUCAGUCCAGGCUUCAGAUAGACUUAUGAAAGAGCUCAGGGAUAUAUACAGAUCACAAAGUUACAAAACAGGGAUUUAUUCAGUGGAACUUGUAAAUGACAGCCUGUACGAGUGGCAUGUUAAACUUUUAAAAGUUGAUCCUGACAGCCCAUUACAUAGUGAUCUUCAAGUUUUAAAAGAAAAAGAAGGUGUAGAAUACAUUUUGCUCAACUUCUCAUUUAAGGAUAAUUUUCCUUUUGAUCCACCCUUUGUACGAGUGGUAUCUCCUGUGCUCACGGGAGGGUAUGUCCUGGGUGGGGGUGCAUUAUGCAUGGAACUUCUUACUAAACAGGGCUGGAGUAGUGCCUAUUCAAUAGAAUCGGUCAUCAUGCAGAUCAAUGCCACUUUAGUCAAAGGAAAAGCCAGAGUACAGUUUGGAGCCAAUAAGAACCAAUAUAAUCUAGCAAGAGCACAGCAGUCCUAUAAGUCUCUAGUACAAAUACAUGAGAAAAAUGGAUGGUACACUCCUCCAAAAGAAGAUGGUUAAUAUUGUGGACUAUGGACACCUGGACCAAUGUCAAACAGCUCUUUUUUAUUUCUUUCCAGCACACACACACACACACGCGCACACAGACUCAAGCUAUGAGUGCCCCUAUAACAGCUGUACUGAAGACUUUAGCUAUUAGGUAAAUUAGUGGAUUAUCAUCUGUCAACUGAUAAAUCCAAUAUAAUUUACAGCCUUACCAUUUCACUCUUAUUAGAUAUCUUGGACUGAGCAGUUUUGGCCUUUACUGUAUUUGUCCCUAUGGAUUAAGCAUAUUUGGGCCACUCCCUCUCUUCUCCUUUUUGUUUAAAAGUGCAAAUUUUUUAAAGCUGGUUAUUGAGUUACUAGAAGUUCAUUCAAUAGUAGUCACUCACUAUUUCUUACCUUUUGCAGAAUGUGGACUGCAGAGACUUGCAUUGUAAUGUUUCAUUUAAAGCCAACAAAGUUUAAUACAUUGUUUAAUACUGUUUUAGGAAAUUUCAGGUCUUGUAAAUCACAGUACUUUUUCUGGUCUAAAAUGAAAAUAUUUGUAGUAUUGCCAAAUUAAUGAUAUAGGAAAACAACAUGUAAAGUCAUUAAACUUUUUCAUGACUAUGUGAGGACAUGAACUGUUUCUUGGAAGAGAUGCUCAUAAUUAGAUUGUUGCAUUUUUAAGCAGAACAAGGCUGUGCCAAUAAAACCAUGUAACUAGUCACUUCCACUGGGGCAUCAGAAUCUUGCUGGGCUGUUCCUGCUACUUGUUGGCUCAAGCUACUUAAAAAAAUGGAGCCAGAGUAUGAAGCUUGAAGUUAUUUAAGAUACUAAAAAUCUUUUUAGGUGUUCCAUUUUAUUAACGGGUUGUUGCAAUCAUUUGUAAACUAAUAAACUUAAAAGUGAUUGGCACAAAUCAGAACGAAAAUCCUUGAACAAAAGUUUUUAUAUAAAAGUUACAAUAAAAUACAAAAAAGACAUCACCUGAUUCAGAUUUGUAGAAAUAAUGUUGAAAUAAUGUAGAAAUAAUCAUGAUAGUACUUUUUGUUAUCGAAAGACUAACAGGAACUAUUAUUUCAUUAUUUUGGAAAUGAAUCUGGGUCUGUGUAAUUACUAUAUUUCAUUGCCUUAUCUAAAUCAAUUCUAUUUUGGUUGUAGUAUUAGUGAUUAGACCUUUGUACUGCCAGGGUAUGAUAUAAGGGUGUGUACCAUGGAUUAAGCACUUUUUUUUUUUGCCCAGAAGCAUGUGGGUUUUUUAAGUUACAGCUAUCAGAUUUGUGCUCUUCUUUUCUCUAUCAGACACACAUGAGGCCUUGUGCAUUUGCUUCUAGAUCCAGUUUUUAGCUUGAAAGAACAGAUGAAGGAAUUUGGCACUACUCCUGAUAAGUACUCUUUGUUUCAAAUAGUUUUCUAGGGAGCAUAGUGGAUGACUUGCCAGCCUUUCUGCAUACUUGGUUGUACAUAUAUUCAUAUGCAAUCUUGGUAGCCAGUUGCUCGGACAGCAACCUUAAGAGAGAGGCAGAACACUUUAAGCAUUAAAAGUUCCUUAAAAGCUGAGGCUAAAAUCUUUGAAUACAUUAUUAAAUUCUUUAAUAUUCUAAUGGGCUAGCAGGUUGACAGAUGCACAUUUGGCAUGCUUUGUUUUGAAUUUCAUUUUUCAUUGCAGAAUUAUUUGGCAAUGUACAGUAAUUUGUAAACUUGCAUCAAGUUUAUGAAUAAAGAACCAUUUUAAGAAUUAUUCUGUUUGUGGUUAGUCUUCAAAUAUAGACAGCUUUCUGUUCAUAAACAUACAUGUGUGUGUUCCCAACCAAUGCAAUUCAUAAAAAGGAAAAACUGGUCAACAGGUUAAAAACACUUUGAAUUUCAGGCUCAUGAGCACAGGUGUAAAAUAAUCCUGUGAAAAGCUCCAUUAAGUAUAUAGACUAGGGCAUUCUGCACUAGAUAAUGUUCCUAAAUUGUCUUUAGGUUAAGGAUGUUAAGUAACUACUCGACUAAUUCAUAUGCAGGGG
This is a messenger RNA of Pelodiscus sinensis (Chinese soft-shelled turtle), 3556 nucleotides long. Lineage: Eukaryota; Metazoa; Chordata; Testudines; Trionychidae. The record is from RefSeq and is a predicted model, not a curated record.